AUGGGGCAAGAACAAGACGUGUUUAGACGUUUAGUCUUUAGUGUGAAAAUCCAGAGAAUUCGCAAUCCACUGGAAAUACGCCAUUUAUAUCGGGUGACCAAUAUGAUCAACGUCAAGCUAGCUAUGAUGAAGAUGGUUACRCGGACUCUGGAGCUGAAUGAGACUCGUGCGUUUCUCAAUGACACUCGGUAUGUCUUCGAUCUUGUUUUGAYUGAAUGCUGGUACAGUGACAUUUAUCUGGCGGUAGGCCACAGAUAUUCCGCUCCGGUGGUGUGCCUGAGUCCGAUGGCACCAUCAGUGACGCUUAGCCAAACACUGGACGUGCCGGACCAUCCCGCGUACGUGCCGUCGUUGUGGCUUCGGUACUCCGACUCAAUGUCAUUCGGCGAACGGCUGUACAACUCGGUUAUCGCUGCCGCCGAGCUGAUCGCGUCCGAGGUAGUUUUCCGGUCUACGGAUCAGCAGAUGCUGGACGAUCUGUACACGUACCCCGGACACCGGAACUGCCCGCCGCUGGAUGUACUCCGCAAUGCUGUUCAGCUUACGUUGGUCAACGGCCACCACUCCGUGUCGUACGCCAGGCCUUAUUCGCCUAACGUGGUGCAAGUGGCCGGCAUGCACAUGCAGCCGCAGACGUCUACUGCCGUUGACCGGAAAUUCAAAUCACUCUUGGACGGUGCAACCCAUGGAGCGAUCUACUUCAGUUUCGGAUCGAACAUAAAAAUGUCGGACCUUGGAGAACACGAAGUCCAGGCAUUUGUCGAAUCGUUCAGGAAACUCAAGCAAAUCGUGCUAUGGAAAUGGGAAAACGGCACUAUUGCUAACCUACCCGACAACGUGUACAUCGAUAAAUGGUUUCCACAACAAUACAUCUUGAAUGCAAAUAAACACUGCUUGGUUAUGAGACCAUCUAUAUACUUAUGA
Molecule: messenger RNA, 924 nt
Organism: Diuraphis noxia (Russian wheat aphid)
Lineage: Eukaryota; Metazoa; Arthropoda; Insecta; Hemiptera; Aphididae
Product: UDP-glycosyltransferase UGT4-like
Molecular function (GO): UDP-glycosyltransferase activity
Source: RefSeq, a predicted model, not a curated record